Molecule: messenger RNA, 855 nt
Organism: Exophiala oligosperma
Lineage: Eukaryota; Fungi; Ascomycota; Eurotiomycetes; Chaetothyriales; Herpotrichiellaceae
Exons: 1
Coding region: 1-855 (284 amino acids)
Source: RefSeq, a predicted model, not a curated record
AUGUCCAACGCGAAUACCACCACCACCACCGGCAUCAAAACCCCAUACUGCUUCCGCUGUCAACAGCACCCUGACCUCGACGACCCACCCCUCAAGCGCUGUGGGAGUUGCCACUCACGAAGAUACUGCUCGCGGGAAUGCCAGCGGAACGACUGGCCACGGCACAGGGACGAAUGUUGUCUCCUGGCUCAGGGCAAACCGGUCCCCAACCGUCAACGCACGACGAUGCGCCUCAACUGGCAUCCCUGGGGCGGGCCGGGCCCAGACACAAUCUGCUACCUCAAGACCAGCCGUCCUCACCUCAAAGACGUGUCUCUCUCGGGCCCCUAUUACCCAUUCGACAGGGUCUUUGGUCAAAUGUUCCACCACAUGGCGGCGAACCACAGUCCUGACGGCCACAACACCCUCACGGAGAUGCUCAUGGCCGGGACCGCAAACUCCCUCCAACGCCUCAACGCUCCCUUGGAGGACGGAAACGUGAUGCACUUCGAGCUGAUCCGUGAGGAGAACCCAGAAGUCGCCAGACGCCUUCCCGGUGAGGUAUGGUGUGUCUUUGUGGCCACCCCUCAUCCCGACAUGUAUUCACGCACCGAACGCCGCCCAGAGGGGUUCAUAGAGGCGAGCGACAUGGAAGUGCGAGGCACGUUCACGACCGGCGAAGCAGCCAAUGUCGCGGCCAUCGAGAUCCUGGAAAAAUUGAAAGCUGAAGCUGGACCUCAGGCAGGAAUCGCGAGACAGGACGCGGACGGGUUGGUCAAAGGUGGUGUUUACACUCGUCAAGGGGGUACCCUAUCAAUCAAACUGGUCGAAGCCAGACACGAGACUGGAAGCGUAACGAAUGUGAGAGCAGGUUGA